This is a messenger RNA of Stylonychia lemnae, 477 nucleotides long. The record is from the annotation of a GenBank genome assembly. NCBI's taxonomy places the organism in Eukaryota, Ciliophora, Spirotrichea, Sporadotrichida, Oxytrichidae.
AUGGCCAGAACAAAGUAAACUGCAAGAAAAAAUACUGGAGCUAAAGCCCCAAGAAAGCAUUUAGCAAAUAAAGCCGCAAGAAAGACAGCUGCUCCUGCUAAUGCCGGAAUAAAAAAGCCUCAUAGAUACAGGCCAGGCACAGUAGCACUAAGAGAAAUAAGAAAGUAUCAAAAGAGCACCGAUCUAUUAAUAAGGAAGUUACCGUUCCAAAGACUCGUCCGUGAGAUAGCAUCUGAAUACAAAAACGACUUAAGGUUUCAGUCCUCCGCCGUACUUGCACUGUAGGAAGCUGCCGAAGCAUACAUGAUUGGAUUAUUUGAAGAUACAAAUCUAUGCGCAAUACACGGUAAAAGAGUUACCAUCAUGCCGAAAGAUAUGCAAUUAGCCAGGCGUAUUAGGGCCUUGGAGUAUCCUAGGCUUUAUGUAAUAAACGGUGAAGACAAAUUUUAAGUAGAUCCGAGUAAAUUCUGGUACUGA